Molecule: messenger RNA, 4251 nt
Organism: Notothenia coriiceps (black rockcod)
Lineage: Eukaryota; Metazoa; Chordata; Actinopteri; Perciformes; Nototheniidae
Product: FRAS1-related extracellular matrix protein 1-like
Exons: 21
Coding region: 101-3628 (1175 amino acids)
Biological process (GO): anatomical structure morphogenesis; cell communication
Cellular component (GO): membrane
Source: RefSeq, a predicted model, not a curated record
GGAGAUUGGACUCACUCCUCGGCAUGACACCAUCACCUUUGUUGUUUCUGACGGAGAAACAGAGACCUCUCAUCCAUGUUGCGCCGCAAAACCCCCCCCCAUGACCAGAGACUUGCCUCAGCUGCGACCCAGUCUGCCUGUUUACGAUCUCAAGGUCACCGUGUUUCCAGUCGACAGCCAAACACCUUCUCUGGCAACAGGAGACAUCUUUUCUGUAGAUGAGGGGGGGUCUGCCCCUAUCACUGCUUCUCAUCUGAAGGCCUCUGACGUGGACACUGUUCUGGACCAACUGGUGCUCAGUCUGAUUUCCCCCCCCCAGUUUGGCUACAUUGAAAAUGUCCUGCCUAGUCCUGGCUUUGAGAAAAGCAACACAGGCAUAAGCAUAGCUUCCUUUUCCUACCAAGAUAUCCUGGACGGCCAUAUUAACUACGUCCAGUCCAGGCAUCAGAGGAUGGAGCCCACAGCCGACCAGUUCCUGCUCUGUAUAUCAGACGGAAAACACAGCUCUGCCCACGUCCCCUUCUACAUCAUCAUCAACCCCACCAACGAUGAGAUCCCACAGUUUGUGGCUCGGAACAUCACAGUACGAGAAGGAGAAAUGAAGCAGUUGGACAUGUCAGUUCUACAUGCGUUGGAUCUGGACGUUCCUCAGGACAUUCUGCUCUUCAGUGUGGUCAAACCCCCCCACCACGGCAGCAUCAUCACCCUCAGCAGUGAGAGGAAGAUCUACAAGAGACAAGAGGCCGCUCAUCAGUCCCCUGUGGUCGACUUCUCAAUGACAGAUCUCUCUAAUGGUAUGGAUCUGAUGUACAUGCACGACGACUCAGAGAACAUGGAGGAUAGUUUCACCCUCCAGCUGACGGAUGGCAGGCACCAGCUCCAGAGGCGAGUGGUGGUGAUGGUGCUGCCGCUCAACGACGAGGAGCCUCGCGUCGUCCGGAACAACGGCCUGGAGGUGGAGCCAGGAGAGAGCCGGCUCAUCUCCAGUGCCACUCUGUUAGCUCAGGACGAGGACACGCCUCCUUCUGAGGUCCUGUACAUGCUGGAAAAUGUUCCCACCCAGGGACUGCUUCAGCUGAAGGAAGGUGAGGACUGGAAGACCCUGACGGCGGUGAGGAACUGCAGCCAGGAGAUGGUGGACAUGAACCUCCUGCGCUACAUGCACACCGGCCUGCACGGCGCUCACACACAGGACUUCUUUGUCUUCUACUUGUUGGAUGGGAAGAAUCAAUCACCCCUACAGCACUUCCACAUCUCUGUCAAAGAUCUGGAGAAAGGAAAUAUUGCCAUGUUUGUGAAGCCUUUGAAGGUCAGCCGUGGCGAUCGAGUGGUUCUCACCACAGACGUGCUGUUAGCCACAGACGGCACAGAGAAGCCAGAGGAGCUUCUGUUCAUCAUCACCCACCCUCCUGCUCACGGACACAUGGAGUACAUCAAACAUCCGGGACUGGCCAUCUCCACCUUCAGCCAGAUGGAUGUAGCAGCCAACCUUGUGGCUUACGUGCAUGACAACCGAGCAACCACCCCCAGAGAGAGCUUUCAGUUCGUUGUGAGUAACGGUAGAACCAGCCGGAAUGGAAGCUUUGAGAUGUUGGUGGAGAUGGUGGAUCGCAUCCUACCCUCUCUGUCCUCAAACAAAGGCCUCUCAGCUCCACAAGGCUCCUCCAUGAUCCUGGGUCCAGACUGCCUGAUCCUGUCCGACCCCGACACUCCCCCGCGUGCCCUGACCUUUGAACUGGUUCAGGCUCCACAGUACGGCAGGCUGCUUCUAGCUGGUUCCACGCUGACUGCAGGUUCAAACUUCACCCAGAGGGACAUCCAGGAGCUGGAGGUGACCUAUAAACACGACGGGGGGCCAUCCCAGAUCGACCGCUUCGCCUUCACUGCCUCUGACACCACCAGGCGGGGCUUCCUGCUGGAGGGGAGGCUACACACUGAACCUGUGUUCUUCACUAUUCAGAUCAAGCCUUUGGACAAUACCUAUCCUGAGGUUGUGAAGCUGAUCCCUCUUUGGAAAGCAGAGCCUCUUGGCGACGGACGACACGGGAUCUUUGUGUCGUCUCGUGAGCUGAAGGCCCAGGACAGAGACAGCAGAGACGACGAGCUGAUAGUCAGCAUCGUGCGCCAGCCGUACUUUGGAUACCUAGAAAACAUGACUACAGGUGGUUUUGUACCACAUCGCUUCUCUCAGACGGAGCUGAGUAAAAGGACGAUCGCCUACAUCAUCAACCCCCACAGGGAGUCCCUUACAGACAGCCUGGAGUUCACAGUGUCCGAUCCUCUAGGGAACACUGGGCCCCCUCACAUACUGAAGUUCAGCUGGUCCACGGUGGAGCUGUCUCAGCCUGAGUACUCUGUCAGUGAGGAGCACAGAACUCUUUCGCUGGACAUCAUCCGAAAAGGAAACCUGGCAGAGUCUUCAUAUAUCACUGUCAAGGUGGAGGAAGUGAGUGCAACAGCUGGAACAGAUUUCCUCAUAAGCCCCUCUUCCCUCAUUCAGUUUGAUCCAGGAGUAUCAAAGAGGAGCUGGCAAACUGAGAUUAUCCAGGACCACCUGGAGGAGGCGGUGGAGAUAUUUGAAGUGCUGCUGGUGUCCCCUGAAGGCUCGGUGAUCGGCAGCAUCAACAAGGCUCAGGUCCAAAUCAGAGACUCGGGAAGAAGACAGACCUGGCUGAACCAGGAUCCAAAGGCUCCUGUUCUGGUAGGAAAAGAGAUUGGAUCAGACACCUACCCCCAGCAUGGAUCCAUUCAUCUGGAGAAACUGCCCCUGGGAACAGAAUCAAUCAUCUGGGGCCGUGGAGACAGUUUAUCCAGGCCUGCUGCAGAUCGGCCAAGGAAGAAACUCAAAGUUCUGGACAAUCCAAAAUCUAUUACCCCAUCGUCAGUGUUCCACAACGGGACAGACACUGUUUACACGUAUCAUGGCAUCAUGCAAAUGCAAGUAGAGGACGACACCACCCCGUCAAGGAAGGGAAGAAAGGCAAACAUCCGUGUGGUUAGCAGAGGAGCACAGCAGCAGGGGCCAGCUGUGUUUACUAAGUCCAAAUCAGAUCCUAAAACAAAGAUCUCUAAACCUCAAAAAACAGCAGCUGAAGGACCAGCUGAUAACUCUGUACCCAAGCCCUGUGUACCAGAACUGAUUGGAGUCCUGUAUUUAAACCAGACUACCAAUCAGCUGUUUCACUGCAACGGUAUCUCCUGGAAACCCUGGGCACCAAAUGAUCAGAUGAGUGGUCAGAAGUGUCCUCAGGGCUGGACCUUUCACAGUGGCCACUGCUACAGCCUCAGCACUGAGCACAAGGUCACAUGGAGCGCAGCCAACAGGGCCUGCAGGGAGAGAUAUAAAAGCACUCUAGCAAGCGUUCUCUCUAAAUUGGACAUGGACUGGCUUUGGGACUUUGGAGGAAGGAAACCAUUUUGGAUUGGCCUUAAUGACAGGGAAGGCCGAGGGCGCUGGGAGUGGGCGGGGGGAGAGCCGCUCAACUACACCAGCUGGAGAAAGACCCCCCCUCCGUCCAAAAUUAAGGGAAACAAAAACUGCAUCCUGGUGGGGAGAAGGGCAAAGUGGCAGAUCAGGGACUGCAAGACGGGCAGAGGUCAUCGCUUUGUGUGCUCCAAAAGAACUUGAUCCUGCAGUGUGUGCAGCAUCACAGCCAUGAGCCACUGUGGUGUUUCAGAAGGGGAAGGACUGAUCCUCGGGACAUUUAAACUGCAAUACCGGAGGGAACUUUCCUGGAAAUGUUCAUAUCAUUUAUUAUUAAUGACACAACUGUUUAAUGAGUAACGUGCUACACUAAGAGACAUUGUUUACACGGCAUCUAUUCAAAUUAACCACUGAACGUGUUGUUAUAAACCGUAUGAAAAGCUCACAAGACGUUUUUUUAAAAUGUAUUCAGUCUAUUUUCCAGACUUGCUGACUCCAAAAUAUAAGUGUGUGCUGUCGGAACAGAGAACAACAGAAUACAGACAUGGACAAAACAUCCACUUUGUGAAAUUCUGUCUUUGUUUCAAUAUUAUUUGACAGUAUGAAGAUUAGCUUUAGCUCUUAAUUUCUCUAAAGAUUAUGUCAAACCUCAUUAUUUUAUUCAGAGAUGUGUUUACUGAAUUUGGCAGUGUGCCCAGAAAAAAACCUCCGAAUUAAUGUCAAAAUGAAAUCAUAGUGGAUUUUUUAAAGGGGUCUAAUGUUACAGUUUAAAACAGUUCAAAACAAUCCCUACAGUAUUGACAAGAAAAAUAAAAUCUGUAUUGUAA